AUGCUGACGGUCAUCGUCCUCAUUUUCAUCACCUAUGCACUUUACGUGCUCGAUCCUGCACAUGAUCGAUCAUCUCCAAGUCCGUCUCUACCUCUCAAUCCUAGCAACAAACAAAAGGUCUUUAGCGAUUAUGAAAAUGCGAGGAGAAUCAAGCAUGCGGCGAGCAAAGAUCAGACGGGCCAGAACGCGACACCUCUCGCGGAGCCUCUAAGCCCAAGACCAACAGGCAAAACCAGCAAGGAGCCGUCCAUGAGCAAUGAAGAGAAGGAAGGCAAGAUGAAAGUCGGACUCGGCAAUGCUGUGGGGUCAUCCCAAUCGCAAGGCAGCUUGAGCGACGGCAGAACGAAAGGGGCUAUCAAGCAGACCAGCUCGAUCGAGAAAGGAGGGCCGGACAGCCAGGAGCUAUCUGGCCAGAAGGCUGAUUUUAGCAAAGAUCUUCCCGUUGACGGUAGGCUAGAAGAAUUAGAGAACGAAGUGAAACUGGCUCUCUCUGGAAAUAAAAACAAGGCUUUCCCAGUUUCGGAUUUACCUGGAGAUGAGAUUGACUAUCCUAGGAAGGGUGGGAAGAAAUCAAGCGGAAAGUACGAAGCUACGAAGGUUCCAAAGACUGGAAAAGUGGGAUCUGAGAAGCUUUCAGGCGUUGCUCUUAGGGAUGAAGCCUUCGCAUCUCCUCACAAAGACCAGACCACCACGGGAGGCAUGGAUGUUUUCAAGAUUAAAAAUGCAGAGAGUGGUGAUGACGAAGAUGAAGUGCAUGGUACGCUGUUAUCAUCUUCAAAGGUCAACACCCCUACAACGGAAGUGACUGGCACAAAUAUGACUAGCUCACCGAAUAGAGAUCCAGAGGACUCAUCCAAAUCUCGCAAGAAGAUCACUCCAACUGAGACUAAUCCAAAUCCUGACAUAAAGGUGGAGGAUAUCGAUGGUUCAUGGGCUUUCAAUGUGAGACGGGACGGUAACAAUUUUGGUCUGUCCAAGGAUCAGUGUCUUUCAGCAUUCCCGAAAUUAUACAAACAUCUUGAGGACAUGGUGGAGAGGUUCAACAAGAACCCCAUCACCAAAGUCCAACUUGACGCCAUACAGUCGGAUGUUAAUCGAGUCAAAGCUAUGAUCUAUGAUGGAGAGCUAUAUGUUCUGUCUGAUGAGGGCCUUGAGGAACCUAAUACCAGGGGUAUGGCUACUAUCAACGCCAUAAACCGUGCAUUGGUUGCACACCCUGAUCGCGCGAAUUUGCCCAAUUGUGAGUUUGUUUUCUAUACACAAGAUGGCCAGGCAACGGAUGAAGGCGUCCCUAUAUGGGCUUACACGAAAUCAAAGGGCAUAGACUUUGAGCACGUUUGGCUAAUGCCAGACUUUGGAUUUUUCAGCUGGCCUGAGCCAAAGAUCGGUUCUUAUAGUGAGGUACGCCGGAAGAUCUCAGAGAUUGAUGACCAGAUUCCGUUCGGUAAAAAGGAAGACAAACUCGUUUGGAGAGGAGCUAAUCUGACCGAGCAACGGCAUUCCUUCAUUCAGGCUACACAGGACAAGUCUUGGGCAGACAUCGGAGUCCUCGACUGGUCCGACGAGAGCAAUAUCAAGAAUAAAUUGCUGCCUAUUGCAGAGCAUUGUAAAUACAUGUUUGUAAUGCACGUCUCCGGAUAUGCUUGGAGCGCGCAAGGAAAGUACAUGCACAACUGCAACUCUGUCUUCGUAACGCACCAGCUGGAUUUCGCAGAAAUCUAUGACCAAGUUCUUGAGGCUUCGGGUCCAGAGCAAAACUAUGUCAAGGUCAAGGAUGAUUGGUCAGAUCUCGAGCAGCAGAUUGAAGCCCUUCGCAAGAAUGUUAAGCAGGCACAGCAAAUCGCCCACCAAAGCACGAAAGUCCUACGCGAUCGAUAUCUUACUCCGGCUGCAGAAGCGUGCUACUGGCGGGCGUUGAUCGCAGCGUACGGCUCAGUCAGCUUUGAGCCUGACUUCUAUGAGCCCAAUGAACACACAUGGCGAGGGGUUCCUUUUGACUCCAUCACGCUCACACGACGAGUCAAGUGGGUUGCUCAUUGA
Messenger RNA from Bacidia gigantensis, 2040 nucleotides. RefSeq lists its product as uncharacterized. The record is from RefSeq and is a predicted model, not a curated record. The transcript has a single exon. Lineage: Eukaryota; Fungi; Ascomycota; Lecanoromycetes; Lecanorales; Ramalinaceae. The coding region runs from base 1 to 2040 and encodes 679 amino acids.